Messenger RNA from Capsicum annuum, 579 nucleotides. RefSeq lists its product as uncharacterized. The transcript is spliced from 4 exons. Bases 1 to 579 code for a protein of 192 amino acids. The record is from RefSeq and is a predicted model, not a curated record. NCBI's taxonomy places the organism in Eukaryota, Viridiplantae, Streptophyta, Magnoliopsida, Solanales, Solanaceae.
AUGGCAAUCUCUUUGAGGAGUGGUAACAAGCUUCAUGGAGAACCUCCCAAGGCAAUAAAGGAGGUAGAUGUAGAUUUGAAUCCCCCACAGGGUAUACCCAAGUACUCCAUGUACUUGAGGUAUCUGGUGGCUAGUAAAAUUAAAUUACAAUAUGUAGAAGCAGUAGCACUCACUGAAGAGUGUAGUUUUAAGGUUACCCAAAAGAUGCCAAAAAAGGUUAAAGACCCAAGGAAAUUUACUCUCCCUAUUCAGAUUGGCAACAAUGAGGUGGUGCAGAAAUUAAGUGAUUUAGGGGAAAGUAUCAACUUGAUGCCCCUGUAUUUGUUCAACACAUUGGGUUUAGGGAAACCUAUACAAAGCUCUGUACUACUGCAGCUUGUAGACAAAAAGGUACCAAUAAUCUUGGGCUAUCCAUUCUUAGCAAUGGGAGGAGCGUUUAUUGAUGUAAGAGAGGGUACACUCAAAAUGAGGUUGCAGAAUGAAGAGGCGGUUGAGAAGAAGUCUGUGUACCAAAAACCUAAGCUAAAGAGCAUAGCAAAGAUUGAGUGUGGGGUCCCUACGGACCUCCUUUAUGUGUAA